This is a messenger RNA of Diaporthe amygdali, 1680 nucleotides long. RefSeq lists its product as uncharacterized. The transcript has 2 exons. Bases 1 to 1680 code for a protein of 559 amino acids. NCBI's taxonomy places the organism in Eukaryota, Fungi, Ascomycota, Sordariomycetes, Diaporthales, Diaporthaceae. The record is from RefSeq and is a predicted model, not a curated record.
AUGCAAAGGACAUCAGAGCCCCUCACGAACUUAGUGCUAGAGCUCCACGACCAAAGCCGAGCCGACAGCCCAGGAGCACAGCCGCCAUGGCGCCAAAGGGGUGGCAGGGGGCCUAUUUCCCUCUCGAACCUCCCACGGGACGUGAUCUUGGGUGUUCUGGAUGAAAUACGUCCUGUUGGAUCGCUCACCACCUCCGAAUCCACCGCCGAGAGACCGGUAGUCAGACCCGGACACUUGAAAUGCCGGACCAGUCUCUUAAACGUCUGUCUAUCUUCCAGGGCAUUCUAUGGGCUUGCAAUUCCCCACCUAUAUCGUAACUCACUCGUUAAAGACCGACGAGAACUGCUUCACUUCUUCCGUACGCUCGUUAAACAAGCCGAUCGCCGCCCUAUGGUCCGGUCUUUCGCUUGGGCUGGCGUCUUGUGGGAAGCCGAUGCCAAUGCUGGGUCAAGCAUACAUCCUCUGGAGGACGAGGCUACGAUUGCCGCGGAUUGUUGGAAUUCGAUCGGAGAUGAGUGGCCACGUGGGCGCGUUGACUGUGACAUAGCUGAACUCAUGGGUAUCGAUGGGCUAGACACUAUGAAAGACUGGAGGCUCCUCGGCGCUGUGUUAGCAAUGUGCCCACGAAUCAGAUGCCUGUUCAUGCUGAAUGGAGCCGUGAUGGAUCCUCCGUCCGGCCUCCACCAUUGCCCUGAACUCGAUGCCGUAUUGCCUUUUCUUCAGCAGUACGAAUUCGGAAGCUCUGGGGAGAUCUUAAGCAGGGCUCGACCCUAUGGUCACCCCUUCCUUGAACAUCUCGAGCUCCUCAUUAUCGAAGGCCAUAGCAAUGUGGCAGCCAGCAUCAACACAGGGUCAAUCCUUGCCAGUCUUUUUUUGAAUUCACCUCUGCUUCGUCGUGUCGAAAUAAAGCAUCCACCAUUAUUCAGAGAAAUUUUACACGACUUGCAGCGCCUAGUGGAGACCGGACCGCCACUCAUGGGUAACAUCGAGGAAAUUUCACUGUUCCGUGGUCAUCAGCCCCAGGAUGACUUGGCUGCUAUAGUAGCGUUGUUCCCAAAUUUAGUCUCGCUUUCUGCCGAGUUCACGGAUGGCUCAGCCCGCCCUCCACUUAAACACUCCUUGCCGCCAGAAGCAUCGGAGGCUCUCCUCAAUGUCUCUGGGACGCUAGAGACACUUUCUUUAACGACAUCCCCGGAGACGUACCCGGCGAAAGGCCACUGGGUCAAUUACGAAAGCUAUCCGUCUUCAUUGUCGACUUUGAAUCAAAUGGCCAAGCUGAAGGAUCUGACGACGGAGUCUAUCUGGCUCUUUGGGACCGAGAAUCCGGCCGUUGCUCUGCAGCUCUCGCAUCUUCUGCCACCGUCUCUCGCUCGUCUGCACCUAGUCGACUACUGGGGCAACUCCGAUCUGGCUGAGUUUUAUCCCGAAUUCCCAGAUGGUUGGACUCCCCUUGAAUUUUAUACUCAAGUCUUUCAGGCCGUCUGUAAUGAAUCCCAGAUGCGUCUUCCAAAGUUGAGACAGGUCACGUUUACCACAAAUCGCUUCAACUCUCAAUCGCAAACAGCUCUCUCUAAUAACGGUCAGGCUCAACAAGAUGAAACACAAAUCACGCAGGACUCGAUGAGAAUGGUGAAACUAUUAUUUGAGCAAGCAGGAGUUGAUUUUCAUAUAGUAUCAUAA